AUGUCCCUUGCUAACAGUUUCUGGACUCAGGACUAUGAGCUGGGUUUUAGGAUAUUGUUUGACCAAUUAUACCAGGGAGUCAGUGAAAAUGAAGAUUUCGUGCAAUUGUUCACGAAGCGCAUGGAACUGGAACUCUUGUACGGAACUCAAUUGGAAGCUAUAGAAAAGUCGGUUGUAAGACGCAGUAGCAAAAGACAAAAUAAUGACGAUUAUGUGUCUUCCAUAAAGAAUGCAUUUCAAAAAGUCAACGAGAAUUUCACCAAACAAGGUGAAUUGCAUUUGCAGAUCGCAUCAAACAUCAAGCUUUUAGUAUUAGAGCCAUUUGAAAAAUGGUGCAAGGAACACAAGCAAAGAGUUGAAUAUUCUGAAUCAGUUAUCUUGGAUAAGAAUAAAGUUUUCAAGAAUGCAAAGCAUUCCUUGGAAAAGUUGCAAAAGAGGUAUUUUAACAAAUGCAGAAUGCUCGAAGAAUUUAAGUCUCACUACGGUGAAGAUGAGUUGAACGAGGAACUAAAAGAUUUUUCUUUCAGUGAGUCGAUUGAAAAAGGUGACAGCAAAGAAGAAGAAAAUAUUGAAGAUGAAGAAGAUUCUACAAAGUAUCAGAUCGCAGGAACGGAUUUUGAUCAUAGGUCCCUCAAGCAAUUGCUUAAGAAUAUUUUGAAUGGAAUAGAGUUAGCCUCCCACAAAGUUCCUAUUUUGGGAACAUACCAGAACGUUUCAACCGGUAGUGCUAUUACACAAUGGCUUUUAGAUAACAGGGAGGACCUCAAUCGAAAUAUUGUAAAGGCCGAACAAUUUGGACAGGGCCUUGUCAAUCUUGGUUUUAUAAGAUUGAUUGGUACAAUGGGUAACAAGAAUUUCAUCAAUUCAUCGCAAUUCUACUACCAGUGGAAACCAAUAGUCUUUGAAUUGACUAAGUUAACGAAUAUGGAGACUGCCGUUUCUGGAGAUGAUGUCAGCAGGGAGACUUCUCUUGUAAACAAGGCCCAAUUUCAAGAUUAUUUUGAUGAUGUCAAAGAAGCAAUUGGUGUUGGUAGUGUCGAUUACAGCGAUAUAUCCCAACUCUCAAAGUUAAUUAGCGAAGUAAAUCAAUUGGAUUCACAUUACUACAAGAAGGCAGUUGAAUUGGACAAAAUCAGAUGUGAUUACGAGGAACUAAUAAUGGACCAUUUGACCUUCAUGCAAAAGUGUGAAUUCGAUAGAUUGAAAGCCAUUAAGAAAGUUACUUUCGAUUUUCUUUCCAGCUUUGCAAAUAAAGUAACAAGUAUGAAGCUGGCGUGUGAUGAACUUUUGAUAUUGGAAGAGACCAUUAACCCGACCAACGACUUGAAGUUCUUGAUUGAGAAUUAUGCAACUGGGAAUUUUAAACCCCACGUCAUCCUUUAUGAUAACUACUAUAAUUCCAACAUCAACCAAACAUUUGGUGUUGACUUAUCGGUGAAGUCACGUUUGGAUAGAAAAGUUGUUCCAAUCAUUAUCCAGUCUAUUUUAUCUCACUUGGAUAAAGUUUAUCCAGGUCUUGCGAACGAUGAGGAGAGAAUAAACUUGUGGACUCAUCCUAUUCAUUUAUCUAAUGUUCACAGCUUGAGAUUUCAAAUAAAUAAUGUAAAUGAUCCGAGCAUCAUCCAGGAGAUUUUAUCCCAGGUACAUCCAAUGAUUAUCACAAAUGUUCUCAAAUUAUAUUUUAUGGAGUUGCCUGAUUCUGUCGUACCUCACAGCUACUAUGAUCUAAUCAAAUCAUUAUACCAAAAUUAUCCUGUAAAUGAUCCAUCCAAAACAAACCACAGAAUUAAUGGAUUGCAGAAUGUUUUGGUAGACUUGCCAAAAUCGAAUCUUGCAACACUAGAUGCCAUUUUGACUCAUUUGAAUAGAUUGAUUCAAAUCAUCGGCGCCAAGGAUGGCGAACUUGCUAACAGCUUGCAGGUCAAAUUGUCCAAAGAGUUUGGAAGUUUAAUUCUCAGACCGAAGGUUGACUCUAUGAAUGUUGAUAUUUCGAGAAACUUGCAUAACGACAAGCAUCAAAUAAACUUCAUCAAUGAUUUGUUUGAGAAUAAGGAGACCAUAUUCAAGGAAUUAAGGAGAAGAAAUUCUACAAGACAGGUCAACAGCAAUACGCCAAGUAGAGAACCUUCGGUUACCUCAAGAUUAACACCGAGGUCUUCAUUGGUAGCUAGUUCGAAAUCGAGAUUGGAAUCGAAGUUCCAAAGUGCUAUUCAUCGGACAAAGAAAACUGAUAGUAGCAAUAAAUUUGGUUCUGCUUCUGAUGAGAACGGCUCGCCAUCUUAUGAUUCUGAAGCUGAUUCAACACCACCCCCUAUCACUCCAAAAAAGGCUGAACCUAAUUCAUUGAAGAGGUCUACUUCUCCGAAUAAGAAAAAGUUGAAUACCCUAUUAUCUGAAGAGAAAUUGAGUGUGGUAUCGUCGAGAUCUCCGAAGAAGGAUAACUCAGGUGACUCUGGAAAUGGUUCCAUUUCGGAUUUGGCCCAACCGGCUGCUCCCUCUUUAUCCAGAAAAACCUCAGUUAGGAAUUCGGCAUCUCACUUCGACUCGCCAUCUUCAGAAGUAUCUGAAGACAGAGCAGAAUCUCCAAGCAGAGAAGCAAAAUUACGAAAAGACUCUAAGAGCGAAGUGAUUGUUGUUGAUUAA
This is a messenger RNA of Scheffersomyces stipitis CBS 6054, 2643 nucleotides long. RefSeq lists its product as uncharacterized. Gene Ontology annotation, molecular function: GTPase activator activity. Gene Ontology annotation, cellular component: cytoplasm; cell division site; plasma membrane. Gene Ontology annotation, biological process: cytoskeleton organization; small GTPase-mediated signal transduction. The transcript has a single exon. NCBI's taxonomy places the organism in Eukaryota, Fungi, Ascomycota, Pichiomycetes, Serinales, Debaryomycetaceae. Bases 1 to 2643 code for a protein of 880 amino acids. The record is from RefSeq and is a predicted model, not a curated record.